Molecule: messenger RNA, 3155 nt
Organism: Momordica charantia (bitter melon)
Lineage: Eukaryota; Viridiplantae; Streptophyta; Magnoliopsida; Cucurbitales; Cucurbitaceae
Source: RefSeq, a predicted model, not a curated record
UAGAGAGAGGGAUAGGAGAGAGAGAGAGACAAAGACAGAGACCUGGUAGAGACCCAGAAGAUGGUCGAAGAGAAAGUGCUCUGAGAUCAUCCUGAAGGGGCAGUAAUAGAAAAAGUUUCUUCAUAUUUUUUAUGUCCUUUCUUUUUUCUUUGCUGCCUUUCGUCUCCCAAUUUUUGCCCUUACCCCACCCACCUUCGUUUCUUAUUCCUUAACAAACAGAAUUUCACAGCACAUUGUUUUUGUUGGGUGUAAUUUACGUUUAUAAUUUUGAUUUUUGAGGACCCUCUGUAAUUUUUUUCUUUUACAUCACAAACAAACAGCAUCCCUGAAAAGGACAGAUUCUUCAGCACAUUUUCUCCCCCAUUCUUCACGGGAUUCUGUGAUAGGCUUGUUGAGCUGGAUAAUGAGGUUCUUGCCGGAAAGGGGGUUUUGAAACCAAUUUAGAAUCAAAGAUGAGGGACCCUUAUACGGUUGCUGGUCGCGGCAGCCCCAGUGAACUCAAAUGCGAUUGUAACAUAGGUUUUUUCUUAGUAUAGCCAAUCCAAUUGAUCUUUUCUGUCUCCGGUUUCGAGUGUAUUCAACGGGGUAGUUUGUAUAGAAAAACCUGGCGAUUUUGUGUAGAGUCUGUUGCAUAGCUCUGCGGCUAUUGACCUCUGCUGCAUUGUGAUCACCAAGCAAUGGGGGAUGGAUGGAUUCCAAUAAGAUUUCGGUUCUCAAGUUUCAUAGCUUUCGUUGUCGUUUUCGGUAUUAAACUUUGUUUCUCUCUCAAUGAUGAAGGGUUGGCACUGUUGGCAUUCCGGGCUCAAGUAACUUCUGAUCCUCGUGGUGCUUUGAUUGAUUGGAAUCUGGAGGAGAACGAUCCCUGCCGAUGGUCUGGUGUUCAUUGUGUCGGCGGUGAAGUCCACAGGCUGGAUCUGAGUGGCCUUAUGUUGAAAGGGACACUGACGCCAGAACUUGGGAGACUCAGUCAUUUACGAUCGCUUAUUCUCUAUAAGAAUUGUUUCUUUGGCACCAUUCCUCGUGAGAUUGAAGGACUAACGCACUUGGAGCUGUUGGAUUUGAGGGAUAAUAACUUCAGUGGAACAAUUCCUGCAGAAAUAGGCAGGAUCACCAAUCUAAAAUGCUUGUUGCUCUGUGACAACGAAUUUGAAGGCAGUGUUCCGUCAGAGCUUCAGAAUCUCAGCUUUCUCUAUGAAUUACAGUUUGAUGAUAACCUUGUAUUUUUAUGGGAUGCUGAAGUUGGCUGUGUAUAUAGAAAGCUUGGACACUGCAUCUGGCAGAGAAAUCCCAGUUAUAUGAAAAGUUCAGACUCAUCUGCAAGUGAAAACAAUGCUUUCGUCCGAUACCCCAGUUCCUUGCCAAAUUCUCCGCUCAAGCUUGGAAAGGACUCUCUACGUGACCAUAAAGAAAACAACAAUGAUAAUCUACCUAGUUCUGUUCCACAUGAUGUGGAGGACAGUGUACAGAAACUUGUUGAUGCUCGGCGACGUAAGCUUCUUGAUGAAUCGAGCAACCUCGCAGCUGCACCUGUUAGCAGUACGUUGCCCAACUCAGAUUCGGUCAAUUCCGUUACAAGUGCGAGAAGUAGUGGUACUUUCCCAGCUGUACCAAAACCAAAACAGGAAACUCCUCCUCCUGCACCAGUCUCUUCUUUCCCUCCCCCUCAACCACAAAAUACUUCAUCCCAGUCGGAUGUGCUGCCAAUUCAUCAACCACAAGACAAUUCUUCUGGAAAUUUCUGGAAGUAUGCAAUCAUAAUUGGAGGUGUAUCCUUAUUACUCAUUUUGGCUGCAAUAAUUCUCUGCAUGUGCCGGAGCCGAGGAGUGACCACCAUUGGUCCUUGGAAGACUGGAUUGAGUGGGCAGUUGCAGAAAGCAUUCAUAACAGGGGCACCCAAAUUAAAUCGACCAGAAUUGGAAGUAGCCUGUGAGGAUUUCAGCAAUAUCAUUGACACAUUUGAUUGCAGCACUAUCUACAAAGGAACACUAUCAAGUGGAGUAGAAAUUGCUGUUGCAUCAGUCUCAGUUACUUCCUCUAAAGAUUGGUCAAAGAGUUCGGAGCAAACCUAUCGGAAAAAGAUUGAUACAUUAUCGCGGAUCAACCACAAGAAUUUUGUUAAUCUUCUUGGUUAUUGUGAGGAGGAAGAACCCUUCACUAGGAUGAUGGUGUUCGAGUACGCUCCGAAUGGAACCCUUUACGAGCACCUGCACGUUAAAGAAGUUGAACAUCUUGACUGGGGUGCAAGGAUGAGGAUAAUUAUGGGAACAGCAUAUUGCCUUCAGUAUAUGCAUCAUGAUCUAAAUCCCCCAGUGGCACAUACUAAUCUCACAUCAUCAACUAUUUAUUUAACCGAUGAUUAUGCUGCAAAGAUUGCAGAGAUCAUUUUCUUAUCAAAUGGGGUAUCAAAAUAUAAAAACGCAGGUGACCACGAUGCCGAGCAUUCUGAGUUGCCACCCCUCGCGGAUCCAGAAUCGAACGUGUACAGUUUCGGGGUAUUGUUGCUGGAAAUCAUCUCAGGAAAGCUGCCAUACUCGGAAGAUCAAGGGCCCCUUGUGAACUGGGCUGCAGAAUUUCUAAACGACAAGUGGAGUAUUAGCUACAUGAUCGAUCAGAGUCUGAAAUCAUUCAAAAACAACGAGCUGGACGUGAUCUGCGAGGUGAUCCAAGAUUGCAUCAAACCAGAUCCAAGGAUGAGACCAAGCAUGAAAGAUGUCACUGCAAAACUAAGGGAAGUGAUCGGUCUGUCACCGGACCAGUCGGUCCCGAGACUGUCUCCCCUAUGGUGGGCUGAACUGGAGAUCUUAUCUGUGGAGGCUACUUGAACAUCUUGCCUCCAUUGUUGCAAAGUAUAGUAUGCUUCUCCCUGUGUUAAUAUCUAAUAGCCUAUUUCAAACUCUGGGUCCUCCCCUGCUGUUUCAUUUGCUUUGCUCUCAGUCUCAACAACACUACACACCAUGGCAUUUGGAACCCCUUUCUUGUUUUUUCUUUUCUUUUUCUCUCUUUACUUUUUUUUUUCUUUCUUUCUUCUUCUUCUUCUUAACAUACAUACUCGGUUGUGUAAUCUUUUAUUUAUCAAAGUUUGGGAUGUAACAUUCUAAUACACAAGUACAAGUGCAUCUCAAAUGGAGUGGAAAUAAUACAUAAAUUUGUGAAAA